AUUCAAUGAUUACACAUCAGAGGAACACCACACAAAGAGAACAUCUUACCAAAAGUAGGUUAUUGUUGUGUCCAAUGCAGAUAGAUUGAAGGAUAUUUGUUAAAGACAAUUCUAUCUAUUGUUAGUUUUAACUGAAAAUGAAAUGUCAUAUUAUAUAUAAGCAAGUCUAUCCUUCUAUUUCUAUUUAGAAAAAUGUUUGACGAUUUUGAUUUGAUGGAUGCUCUGCCAUGCGGAAGUGACAGUGACAAGGUGACGGUAGGAAAAAAUUACUCUGUUUGUGUGCAGGAUGAACCAGCAGAGCAGGAGCAGUCGUCUGUAUGUGAAAUGAAAAUACAGGUGGUUGCCCAGAGCGGCCAUGAUAAGUUUCAUAAAGUAGCUAACUUGGUGCUGAAGCUCUACAAGAUGAAAGUCAAACCCAGUGGCCCAGAGUUUGCCCUGGAGGACCGGUUAGAUGAGAGACCAUGUGGUCAGUUCGGGGUCACUUCACUUUGUGGGAGUGUUGCUGGGACAUUCAAGCAAUGUGGUAAGAACGUAGAAUGUAGUCUGUUUGACUGUAACCAGAGGAUUUUGGUGCGAAAGGACUCCCAGGCACUGCAGCUACAGGCCACCCACCCGAAGGAAAACAUGGAUUUCAAGAAAGUGACUUUUAAUCUGGAAAAGUAUGUCAAUCCCCAAUCACGAGAUUGUGAGGCAGUUAGCCUAUGGAUUGCCGGCAGCAGCAAAAUUGUCUCCUGCACCAGGCCAGAUGACUCUAACCCUCCUAUCCUAAAGCUGGAAAAAGUGAAUUGUGAGCAGUUAAUGAGCAUUGAAGCCAAGGGCGAAACGGCACGUUUCCUCUUCUUCAGGAGAACUGUUGACUUUAACAAUACAACUUUUGAAUCAGUGAAGUUUCCUGGCUGGUUAAUCCGGAGCUCAUCGUUCGAACACAAGCCAGUGGAGAUGUGUAAGAAAGAAACCACCACCAACUUCUCCAGGUUUAAAGAGAAAUAAAUGCACAUAUACACAUAAACACACACGUAUAACACAUAUACACAUCAACACUUUCCCUGGGAUAUAACUAGUGUGAGAGAAGAGAGGUUCUGAGGUGUAACUGAUCAUUUUGAUGUUCCAUAAACUGAAACCUCCAUGUGUUGCCGUAACAUGUUAGAGAUGAAAUUGAUAAUAAAUGCUGUUUGAAUGUUUGAUGUAGUUUACCAUGGUAACCAGUAGGUGAUGUUGUUUUGCUAAUCUGAAAUCCUCAGAAACGCUAAUACAAUAGUAGACAACAAUGUUUGCAUUGUUUAGAACAUGGGUAUGUGGCUUAAUAUGGAUCACAAAAGAGUCAAUUCACAAUGAAUUCCUAAAAUAAUAUAGCUAGUGGAAAAUAGUUCUCAAUAUUUUUACAUACAAUCAUUGAAUUGCUUUACAGAUGAUCUUUAUAACAUCUGUGUGUGUUUUUUAAUGAAGGAAGAAAGCCUAGACCUUAUCUGCAGAGAAAAACUGUAUAUGUUUCAUAUUAGGGACACUGAAAUUGAUAAGAUAACUAUGGAGCUUAAUAUGGGUCACAAAACAGUACAUUUACAAUGAAUUCCUGUUAUAAUAUAUCUGAUGCAAAAUAGUUCUCAAUAUUAUUACAUACAA
This is a messenger RNA of Hypomesus transpacificus, 1620 nucleotides long. It is a transcript of the gene il1b, whose product is annotated as interleukin 1, beta. The record is from RefSeq and is a predicted model, not a curated record. NCBI's taxonomy places the organism in Eukaryota, Metazoa, Chordata, Actinopteri, Osmeriformes, Osmeridae. Gene Ontology annotation, molecular function: cytokine activity. The coding region runs from base 193 to 990 and encodes 265 amino acids. The transcript has 6 exons. Gene Ontology annotation, biological process: cytokine-mediated signaling pathway; cellular response to lipopolysaccharide; immune response.